AUGGUCCUCUCCAAACCAAACGACGCCCCUGUACAAACCUUGUUUGACCUAACCGGCAAGGUUGUUGCCAUUACUGGAGGUGGACGAGGAAUUGGUCUAGCGGUGGCUACUGCGUACACCGAGGCUGGCGCCAAAAUUGCCAUUCUCUACCGCACAACUGCAUCAACUCCUAAGACAGCGGAAGAGCUGGCUUCGAAAUACCAGACAGAAGCUCGCGCUUACCAGGCUGAUGUCACCAUUCCAGAGGAAAUUUCCGCGGCCAUCGAUCAGGUUGUGAAGGACUUUGGGAAGCUGGAAGUUGUCGUGGCUAACGCGGGUGUCUGCUCGGAGCAUGCGGGCGAGGAGUACACUCCCAAGGAGUUUCAGGAAAUGAUGGACGUCAAUGUCAACGGUGCAUUUUAUACUGCACAGGCCGCCGCAAGAGUCUUUAAGCGACAAGGAUUCGGUAACAUGGUAUUCACGGCUUCUGUUAGCGCAACACUCGUUAACACACCCCAGCGACAGGCUGCGUAUAACGCGUCAAAAGCCGGGAUCUUGCAGCUAGCCAAGUCACUCGCAGUGAAUGGGUAG
This is a messenger RNA of Penicillium alfredii, 570 nucleotides long. RefSeq lists its product as uncharacterized. Gene Ontology annotation, molecular function: oxidoreductase activity, acting on NAD(P)H, oxygen as acceptor. The record is from RefSeq and is a predicted model, not a curated record. NCBI's taxonomy places the organism in Eukaryota, Fungi, Ascomycota, Eurotiomycetes, Eurotiales, Aspergillaceae. The transcript has 4 exons. Gene Ontology annotation, cellular component: intracellular anatomical structure. Bases 1 to 570 code for a protein of 189 amino acids.